AUGAAAUAAUAAUUAGCAAAGGAACCACACUUCAAUGGAGAAUUUGAAGAUAGCGGAAGCGAGACUGAAGACAAUUCCAAGAAGAAGACAACCUUGAUAAUGAAUGUGUCAGAUACUCAAUAUGAUGUUGUGAAGUUUGUUGGUAAAAAGUUAUUUAAGUGGAUUUUACAAUAUGAGCCUGAUGCUACCAAUUGGGAUAUGUUUUGGACAGAUGCAGCCGUUCAACCUGAGACUCUUGGAAAAAUGCAACCAUACCAAAAAAUUAAUCAUUUCCCUGGAAUGUAUUCUCUUGCUCGUAAGAAUCAUCUAGGAAGAAAUCUAAUGAAGAUGCGCAAAUAAUUCUCAGAAGAAUUUAAGUUCUUUCCAUAAACGUGGCUAUUGCCAGCCGAAUAUGGCGACUUUAAAAACCAAUUCGUAAAAGGAAAAGCCAGAACCUUCAUUGUCAAACCUGAAGCCAGUUGCCAAGGAAGAGGCAUAUUUCUAACAAGGAACAUCAAUGACAUCAAUCCAAAUGAUCACUAUGUGGCCUAGAGAUACAUGCACAGACCAUUCUUAAUCGAAGGAUUAAAAUUUGAUUUGAGAGUUUAUGUCCUGUUGGCUGGAACUGAUCCUAUGAGAAUAUACGUAUACUAAGAUGGUUUGGUCAGAUUUGCUACGGAACCAUAUGUUCCUCCCAAUUCAUCAAAUCUAGAAGACAUGUGUAUGCAUCUAACCAAUUAUGCUAUAAAUAAAGAAAACCCAAAUUUUGUAUUCAAUAAGGAUGCCAGCAGAAUGGAUAUUGGACAUAAGAGAUCCAUCAAGGCAGUAUUUAGCAAAUUAGAAUAAGAAGGACAUGACAUUAAAAAGCUCUGGUAAGAGAUGUAUGAGCUAUUUAUUAAAACCUUUUGUACUGUACAACCAAUAUUGAGUCAUCAUUACAGGUCAUGUCAACCAGAUAAUUAUGCUAAUAACAUGUGUUUUGAAAUCUUGGGAUUUGAUAUCUUUUUGAAUCACAAACUAUAACCAAUCUUACUGGAAGUUAAUCAUACUCCUAGUUUCACUACAGAUACUCCUCUUGACUCUUUGAUUAAGAAAAAUCUCAUUAGAGAUACAUUGAAAUUAAUGAAUGUCAGUCUGAAAGCCAAAGAAUAAAUAAUUGCCUCCAGAAAGGAAUCUCUCCAGUAGAGAGUAUUGACAGGCAAAAAAGUGAAGUUGACAAUGGAGGAGAAGAUGUCACAAAUGAAACAAUGGGAGAGGCAGAGGAAUGACUAUGAGAAUGCACAUUUAGGAGAUUAUGUUAAGAUAUAUCCACUGGAGGAUUCUCAAAAGUAUGACAAAUAUAUAGAGUUUGCUUCAUCACUCCAAGACAGCUGGACUGGAACAAACAUAAAAAGAAAUUAGAAGAAAGAUAUGAAAGAAUCCUAAAUUCCUUAAUAAUAAUAAUAAGUUAAAAAUAAUGUAGUCAGAGCUCCAUUCAAACCCAACACUCCUGCUAAUAAUCUCCCUAAACUUCAAAACAUCCCAAGACCUGAAAGUAUCAAUAUCCAUGGAGAAGAUGAGUAAGUGAGUGCCAAAGUCACAAAACUAUCUAAUGUCAAAAUGUAACCCAGACAAUAGUCUGAACCCCCCAUUUUAAGAGUCAAACAAACAGUCAAAAAGCAAAUUCAAUAAGCAAUUCCUAAACCCUGUUUACAACCUAAGUUGUUUGAUAUGGAAUCAAUAGGACAGGAUAAAUUUAAUAAUAAAAGACAAUAAUUUUAGGAUAUGAUGCUUGCAAAAUGA
This is a messenger RNA of Paramecium tetraurelia, 1761 nucleotides long. RefSeq lists its product as uncharacterized. Gene Ontology annotation, cellular component: cilium. Gene Ontology annotation, molecular function: tubulin-glutamic acid ligase activity; tubulin binding. The record is from RefSeq and is a predicted model, not a curated record. Gene Ontology annotation, biological process: protein polyglutamylation; microtubule cytoskeleton organization. The transcript is spliced from 4 exons. NCBI's taxonomy places the organism in Eukaryota, Ciliophora, Oligohymenophorea, Peniculida, Parameciidae.